Podarcis muralis (Common wall lizard) is the source of this 8262-nucleotide messenger RNA. It is a transcript of the gene RBMS2, whose product is annotated as RNA binding motif single stranded interacting protein 2. The record is from RefSeq and is a predicted model, not a curated record. Lineage: Eukaryota; Metazoa; Chordata; Lepidosauria; Squamata; Lacertidae. Gene Ontology annotation, molecular function: RNA binding.
UCUCUCUUUUCUGUGUGUGAGUGUGUGUGUGAGUGUGUGUCUCUCUCUCUCUCUCUCUCUCUUCCCCCUCUUCCCCCUCCCUUCCCAAGCUCUCUAACAUUAAAGCGAAAAUGCUCCUUUCUGUGCCUCCUCGAGCAGGGAUCGCCACUUUUGGCUAUAGCAAGAGCAACAAGAAGCCUUAUGUCUCAGUGGCCCAGCAGAUGGCACCCCCAAGUCCCAGUGGCAGCAGCAACAACAACAGCAGCAGCAGCAGCAGCGGGCCAGGCGGCGGAGGCGGCGGAGGGGACCAGCUGAGCAAAACAAAUCUCUACAUCCGGGGCUUGCACCCGGGUACCACAGACCAGGACCUUGUCAAGCUGUGCCAACCAUAUGGCAAAAUUGUCUCCACCAAGGCCAUCCUGGACAAAACGACCAACAAAUGCAAAGGCUAUGGCUUUGUGGAUUUUGACAGCCCCACAGCGGCCCAGAAGGCAGUGACUGCACUCAAAGCCAGUGGGGUUCAGGCCCAGAUGGCCAAGCAACAGGAGCAGGAUCCCACCAACCUCUACCUGUCAAACCUGCCUCUGGGCAUGGACGAGGCUGAAUUGGAGUCGAUGCUGAAGCCCUUUGGACAAGUCAUCUCCACGCGCAUCCUUCGCGACGCCAGCGGUACCAGCCGAGGGGUCGGCUUUGCCAGGAUGGAGUCUACAGAAAAGUGUGAAGCUAUCAUCACGCACUUCAAUGGCAAAUAUAUCAAAACACCUCCAGGGGUCCCAGCACCUCCAGAUCCGUUGCUUUGCAAAUUUGCUGAUGGCGGCCAGAAGAAGCGCCAGAAUCAGGGCAAAUAUGUGCAGAACGGGCGAGCCUGGCCACGGGAGAAUGACACGGGUGGGAUGACCUUGACCUAUGACCCCACAACGGCGCUACAAAAUGGGUUCUACACCACACCCUACAGCCUGGCCCCCAACAGGAUGAUUGCCCAGACUGCGCUCUCUCCUUAUCUCCCGUCACCUGUUUCUUCCUACCAGGUUCACAGCCCGUCAUGGAUGCACCAUCAGUCAUACCUCAUGCCGCCCACGGGCACAGUGCUGACACCUACCAUGGACCAUGCGAUUUCCAUCCAGCCCACUUCCAUGAUGGGGCCCCUAACUCAGCAGCUGGGCCACCUGUCCCUCAGCAGUGCUGGCACGUACAUGCCAGCAGCAGCAGCUAUGCAAGGAGCCUACAUCCCCCAGUACACACCUGUGCCUUCCUCUAGUGUCGCAGUUGAGGAGAACAGUGGCCAGCAGAGCCAUGUGACAGUGGAGUCCCCAUCGGAUCAUGCUGCCUACUCGUACCAGUACAACAAGUAACAACAGCACCAUCGAGCAGCUCAGCUCUGAGCAAUCACUUCGAGGGAGACAACUUUUAUUUUUGUUUAAUUUGUGCUGCGUUUAGAAGAUGGAACCAUUUUUUUUUCCUGCAAAGAAAAAAGGUUGUUUUUGUUUUUGUUGUGUUUUUUUUUAAAAAAGGAAAUAACCGCAAUAGACUUUUGACACCGAGGAACCAAAGGAGGUUAGCGUGGGGGUGGAAAGGCUAUGGCCCCCCGACCCUUAGAUGUACAGAUGGACUAAGGACUAUUUUAAUACAAGGAAAACAUUUUUGUGUGUGCGUGUGCGUGUGUUUGCGCGUUAAUUUUCUUGUUAACAGCAAAGUCAAACGCUUUGGAUGCCACAAAAUUCCCCAGAGAAGAACAAUUGUUAUUGUUUAUUUUUUUUCCUCGCUCUCUUUUUUGGAAAGAUGGCUCUCCAACUCUGGGAGGAAUUUUUUUUGCUCCUUUUAAUUUGUUUUAUUUUCUUUGGUCAUUUAAAAGAUUUUUUAAAGGACAAAUAUGCAAAAGUGUUUGAAUAUUUUUUGUUGUUUUAUAAGAAAAAAAAAUGCUCUGAGAAAGCCCCACUUCGCAGCUGUUAGGGAAAAAAAAUCAAUGCAGACUUCUUCUUUUCUUCCUUGGGGUGGGAGUGGGGAGGGAGUGGGGAUUUUGCUUUGAAAGGAUUAUUUUAUUAUUUCAAGAGGGUAAUUUUUUUUUCUAAAAAAGACAAAUUUACAAAAAAACAAAAAAGGAAACCUACAAAAAAAAUCUACAAAAAAAUGAAAACUACAAAAAAAAAUAUGAACUUUUGACGGCAGCAAGAGGGGCUUGCGUAAAAACUUGUCAAGUUGGAGGGAGAUGAAGUGGCUGGUGGCUUUUGAUGAACGGACUAUUUUGUGGGGGGCAAAAGUUCUGCCCCAGCUGAGAAAGAGAGAGAGAGAGAAAAAGAAAGAAAGUUUGCUCCAGACCUCGAUUUCUGCCCUCUACCCUGUCCGAUGGGACCGGUUCUUGCUGGAUUGCUUUGGACUCUGUUUUGAGCUUCUGCGCAGACCCUUCUUUGCUUCCACACGGACUUCCCCCCUCGCCCGCCCUGCUCUGGAUCAGGGGAACAAUAAACUGAUUGAGGAACCUGCUGCCCCGUGAUGUGUCGUCGCUUCCGGACUCUUGGACACUGAAUGGACGCGUUGCCAGCAACAGUGCUUCGCCCUCCUGCCCUCUCCUGCCCCACCUCCCGACCCUCCCUUGGGACACACACACACAGUGCCUUCUGCUGCCUGCGGUCCGGACUGUGCUGCCGUAUGCCCCCCCUCCGACUCCUGCAUGCCUGUCAAACCCAGGUGCACACAGCCUCUCUCUUUUCUUGGCAAACCAGUUGGGGGCGCAGAGGUCGAUGCUUCCAGCUGGCAGGGGGGGAUUUGGGGUGGGGGGUGGGGGCAGGGAGGUCUGUUUCGGUUGCUUUAAAAAAAACCCACACACAAAACAGGGAGCAUCUUGCACCUUGCAGGGGAUGGCUGAGUUCCCCACCCCCACCUCGAAACGGAUAUCCUAGUUACUAUGCACGUUUCCCUUCCUCACCCCCCCAAAAACAAGCCCUUGGUUGCUGGCUCCCCAGAUUCGCAAUAGCAGGAGACUAUGUGCAAUAAUCCAGCCCUUCCUACAGCGCGUUUCCCUGGAGAGCCUUUCGAAGGUACCAAGUGCUUUAGACCACCUCUGCAUGUUUUCUCUCCGUUUUCUCCCCCCCCCCCAAAAAAAAACCCCCUGCUUUCUCCCAACCAGAUGGUGCUAAAAGACUUAUCCUCUCUUCCACUAUAAAAUCAGCCCAGCUGGCAUGAAGCUGACCCUUUCCACCUUGUUUUUAGAUGUUGCUUCCCGCUUCCCACCCCACCCUCCAGAUGUGAUCAUGAGAAACCUUUUCCCCCCCUCCUCCUCUCUUGACGCCCAACUCAUACCUUUGACGAAAUAGCUCUUAUGCAGCUGACAAUCAGGGAGGAUUAAUUGCAGAGGCCAUACGGGUGUCAUGUGAGCCAGGGAUUGAGAGCGUGGAAGUGCGUGUGUGUGUGUGUGUGUGUGUGUCUGUGUGUGUGUGUUUGUAUGUAUGUAGAAUGGCAUUGGGAGAAGGUAUCCCUGCAGAACUGGGCUUUUUCCCCUUUGUUUUUAAUUUUGCGUUUCUCAGGACAUUGGUAUUUUCUUUUCUUUUUAAAGGAUUUGUACUUUGUCCUGACUGUUAAGUGGGAUCAGGUUUUCCUCCCUAACCGGAGUGUUUGAGGUUUUUGGAAAGAUAAGGGUUCAGUACACCCACCCGCCUUGCAUAGCUCCUAAGUCAUACGCUUCUUUGUUGUCUGUCCUCCUCAGCCACCCCCCCCCCAAAUUUGCACCCUUAAUUGGUGGCAACGCAGGACUGAGGCACCCCCAUUUAAUACCUCAGAUAUCGGCAAGGGAGAGGUCUCGUUAUAAGCAAGCAGAAUCGCUGCUUGUAACAUCAGUCGAUUCCCAGAAUGCUGUUUUUGUGCCCCUUCCCCGGACUGGAGCUUAGACUGAAUCAAAUUAAGCUGAGAAUUUACCCCAAGGUGCUGAGCUAAACUGAAGUGCCUUCAUUUGGGCAGAGGGCCCCCGCACACCUUCAUCGCUGAAAGCUUUGCGGCAGGGGCUAAACUGACUUCUGCAAGGUGAGGCCUAACAGCUGGCUGAGUAGGGGAAGAGAUUUAGGCCAAAAUUAAUCAGCAAAAGGUGUCUUGUGUUUCUGUUGAACUUUGCCUGUCACAAUAUUCCACUCAAAUGGCCAAAAGCGCACCGCACCAUAGAGAUAUGGGUGCAGAACAACUCCCCCCCUACGCACAUCAUCAUCCUGUUACCCAAGUGGCAGUUUCCAGGAAAUGAGAGCUGGUUGUCUUAUUUUUUCGCAAGUCAGUCUUUACUUCAUUUGGGUGCCAGCAGACCACAGCAUUCAAAAACGUAGUUUCGGUGUAGCACAUGACACACCCAACUUGUGCCAGCCACAGCAGUUCCUUAGAUCAAGCUGUAAAAAGAUUCGGGCUCAAUUAAUUGGUUUUCUAGUGUGUUCCAAAUCUGGACAGCAACCCAAAUAAUACUUUUGGUCUGCACCAACAUUUCCAUUCUUGCACCAGAUUUCCUGAUAUCCCACCCCCACCGCCCAAAAUAAAAUACAUCGCACAGCAUCAGAAGCCACUUUCCAAGUUUUCGCCUGAGUCCUCUAUGCAAUCCCUCUGGAUCACACCGAUCCAUUAGGAAGUUUUGUUUGGAUUGACACGGCUAGAAGCUUCACAGGAGCACUUCUGCCACUGCCGUUAAUUUUAAUACAGCUUACACAGGAUAAUUUCCUUGCGGGUUCUGCUUGUCCAACAUGAUCAGAUGUGUUGGGAUUUCAGGCAAAUGGUAGUACGUAGCUGCUUAGCGAUUCCCAGGUUUUGAAAGAAGGAGCAUGGAGAUUUGUGAAAACAGUAUAUUGAGCCUUCCCUUAGAUUUACGUCUGAUUUAUUGCAUACGAAGAACCAAUUAAGUAUGUGAGCACGAAAUUAUGUUCCCCUCCUAUAUUGGUUAUUUUAAUCACCGUUUUAUAUAAGGCUUUUGAUAACAAAGUUUUAAUGGAUAAACUCGGAUAAAUUAGCAAAGCUUGAAAUUAGACUAGAUAUAGACAUUCGAUGCUGGUGGCCAAGGAUGUGAUUUAUUCAGCCCAUGUAGGUAAGAUGCACAUGGCCAUGUAAAAGUCUUGAUCAUCUUCCAAAGCAUGUCCUUAGAACUAAAUUCUAACAAUGGUUCAAUGCAAACAUAAUGUUUAAACAUGGUUCGCAUUAACCAUGGCUUGCUGCCACCUCUGAUUAGUAUUUCAGAAUAUACUGAAAACAUGGUUAGCUUCUGUUAACCUGCCCCUGGAGGGCAUGUAUAUAAUAAGACACCAGCAAGAUGGAGAAACUGUCUUAACCAUGGUUUGCUCAGUGCAGAAGGAACAUUUAACCAUGGUUUAGGAAGUCAGAUGUAAAGUAACACUUAAACCAUGGUUAAGGUAAACAAACCCCACUCAAAACAUGAUGUCUGUAUGGGACUCCCACUAUCCCUUUUUUCAGCUUAAUUCAGUUUCGAUUAUGACCCUGCUCUGGUUCCACCUCUGCAGUGCUAACAAAAUAUAAAACAAAGAAAUAAACUCAGUCCAGCAAAAGUUAGUUGUAGCCAAAGGUUCAAUCCUCUGGGUCCCAUGAAUUCAGUAAGUCAAGAUGCAUAAGAUUCUGUUUAGGGAAAUAAGGAAUACAGCAAAGUCUGACAGCUCCAUCAAGGGCGCUCCAUGCAUGGAAACAGCAUUGUGAAGUGCAUAGGGAUGCAGUUGCAGAUAUUAAUCUAGAUGUACAUCUGGAUGCAAUAUUUAUCUGGGUCUUACUGAACUGGCUGGAUGUGUUCAUUGUGCAUAGGAAUGCAUAUACACCCGAAACUGCCUAAUUGCCAUUUGUGACUAGUUAUCUAUAACAAGAGCUGGUUUGGAAGCAAGGAAUUCCUGGUAUCAUGGAUACAAAUACUUCAGUGCUGGUUUCAGAGUGACUGUGCAUCACCCUCCAUGAAAUAAUUUCUGCUUUCAAACCAGGGACUGCAGUCUUUAGCCUUCCUGGUGGGGUUGCUGUGCAUGCCACAGAUUUCGUGGAUUGCGAAUCUUUUCGGGAUUAAAUUCCAGUUCAGAAAGGAGUGCAUUUUGGAAUGUUGUGGGAAUGGUCUUUUCAAUGUGUGUGCCUGUGUUUCAUGGCUGGCAUGCAGCUAUAUUAUUAAAUAAGUUUCAUUUCCCAAAACAGGUUGACCUCCAUCUCAGCAGUAGCUAACGUUGCAAUGUUUUCCUAGGCUAGUUGCAUUUUACUUCUGCGUUCCUUCAUCUCUCUCACUGCCCUGAAAGACUUGGCUUUACUAUAGGAUCAGCAUUUCACAGGCCGUAUCCGUCUUUUGCUAGGGACUCCAAUCUAUUUGCAAAAAGUCUCUCUGCAUUUGUUCAAGAGGAGCUUAGGCAGCCAGCAGCACAAAACUAAACAGAUGCCAUACUGCAACACACCUGGCAACCCCUUACAAAUCUCUUCCAUCCAGGUUUGAGUGCGUACGAGCCAUCCUAUGCCGCUGCCCCAGUUUUCUGGAUCAGGGCAAAUUGCUUAGCUGUUGCCCAUGCUUCCUUCUCAUCCUCAGCCUGUUUAAAAAAUAGUUGUCCUGCAGACUUGUUUCAUCUGCUUUCUCCUCCGGUGUGUUUAAGAGCUCCCUCUAUUCUAGCCUCCCCCUGGUCAGUCGCUCUCUCAUUUGGACUAGGAGGCAGCUCUUGGUGGAAGUGGGGUGAGAGGAGGGAACACAAAGGAAGGGAAGAGUUUGAGUCCCAUUUUGCAUCAAGACAGCCUUUGGGACUGGAGACGUUAUUUGUGUUUGUCGAAACCCAGCAGAGGAGGACAGGAGCAGCUUCGACCUAAGCGUUCAUGCCGAUGUCCCUACCUCUUCUUUGCCACAUUUUUCUUUUGUUUGCCAAAGAUAUAAACAAGGUCUCCUAGGGCUAACCUGGUGCCACUCUGCAUUUUUUAAAAGAAAGAACAAAAACGGAGUUUCUACCUGAGCCGAGUCUUAAGCCAGAUGCAGCGGUCUGUUAAGGCCCGGUCCCAUGCAGAGAGGAAGCAAGGACUGGUUUAAGAACAGCAAGUAACACAAGACGUGAGAGGGAGGCCGAGGGUAGGGGUAGCGAAGGCAAGGGAGAGAUUGUGGCCAGGGCUGGGUGGGUAAGGAGAAAGGAUAGGGUGUAAAGGGAAGAAUUAGGGUAUGCGUAAGGCUGGAUGCUAAUGCAGUGUGAGAGGAAGUAAGAUUGUAGUGGGGAAAAGGUGGACGUGCACAGACAUGAGAGAUUGUGUGCUGCGGGCCCAGAUAGAGACCCUACAUUUCGCCACUGCAAAGCUUACCCAUGGUCUUAAGCCCUGUUCUCACUCCCCACACCUUCCCUAAAGCACUUCCUAGCUUUUCUUUUCCUGAGGGGGACACCUAUGACAGACAAACGAGUCAUGGCAUUUGGGGCCCUUUGACCCCAUCGUCCCAGGUCUGGAAGGAGGGUUAGCAGUUAGGAGAAGCAUCCGAGAAUAUCCUCCACGGGCUGCAGAGACCGGCCGUCGAAUGGCACCGCUCAUCCCCCCCCCCCGACCACGCCAGCUCCUAACUGCUAGGAAGGCUCCUGGCUGCUUUCGUGGAGCACCUUUGCUUUAUGCCCGAUCUGUGGCUUUCUCAUGAGCAAAGUCGCGGUCUGAGCUUUCCGCUCACAUCCUCAUGGCUCCUUCCUACACUCUGGGAAUCGACCGCUGCGCAAAAGCAUGAUUUGCAAGCGUGCAUGUGUAGCAUAGGGACCGAAGGCAAAAAAAAGCAAAAACCCUGGGCCCUAGGAGCAUGGACCUCUGAGCUGCUAGAUUUUUUUUUCUGUUAAUCUUGUGCCUUGAUUUCCCCUAUCCCAUUCUGCCAGUGGGGGGAACCAGUCCCUGCACUUUAAACUUCCCGUCUAGUAAAGGCCUCUCCCAACCUGCUCCUUCCCCACUUGGUGAAUGAAUGACCUUGCCGCCUUGUCCCACUCUAUGCCCAACAAGGCCCAGCUUCCCUCUGCACAAACCAGCCCACCCCCCUUCUUGUCAUCUCCUGCAUCACGCUUGCCCCACCCAGCCUUCCCACCAUGCUGGAAGAGGAAGAGGAAAGCAGCUGGCUGCCUCAAGAGACCUAGUAGAGUAGACUGUAGAUGAGCCUCAAAACCUUUGUCUCUCCUAAAUGCUGGCAUCUUUUUUUAUUAAAACAAAAACAAGCUCCACCAUCCAAAACUCUUUGCCUGCCGAUUCCAUGCUUGCAUCAAAACCCCGUCCUCCUUGGAAGUUGUUGGUGCUAUUUGGGGGAGGAAAAUAAAAUAAACCCGGUUCAGAACGUCCCUUCAUUUUUAUGCA